AUGUCAAUGGUGGAGCAACCCCACUCCACCUUUCAUGCUUUUCAUGCAAUGCUUUUGUGGAGUCUCGUGGGUGCCCUUGGGGCUCCGUCCUCCGGAUGGCCCACCUUUGAGACCGACUGUGGCCCUCAGCUCUUCCAAACGCACAUGGGGCGACACAAGCAGACCCGGCAGACCCAAUUGGGUGGAUGGCAACAACAUGCCUACUUUGUGGGUGCCAGCCACAAAACUGGGACCGAAAUGUUGCACAACAUCAUGCGGCGGGCUUUUGAUAUCCUAGGCGGCAUGGAUAGUUGCAACUAUGCCGGCGGAGGCGGCCCAUUGACUUCAAAGGCGCCCAGGCAUCAGGAUUGUCAUUUGCAUCCUGCAAGGAUUCGUUUCACUCAUCAUACCUCAGGUGACGACGUUCGAGAGCUGCGCGGUCUGACGGCCGGAGCAGGUGGCUUUCGUGGAGUGAUGAUGAUCCGAGAUCCUUUGGACAUGAUUGUCUCCUCUUAUGUCUAUCACCAUCGGGGUGCAGAGGCAACCACAGAGUUAGGUGUAAACAUGACAGAGAUGAACCCAGAGCGGGGGAUACCAGAGAUGGCGAAUCGCAUGUUCGACGUGAUUAGCACCAUGGUUGAUGCCUACAAGGUCAGGAAGCCGGACAUGAUGGCUGUUCGCUUCGAGACGAUCACUAGUAGUUCGCAGAGCUUCAAUCGGACGGUGCAGGAGAUCGUCCGCUUCAUGUUUCGGGACGAGAUUACAGAGAAGCAGAGACAAGCCAUCCUGGAUGACGCAGUUAAUGAAGACCUCAACCGUGGUGAUGAAAAUGGACUUGCUUUUCAAGAGCAUCCGCGCGAACGACCCGAUGCCGUAAAUGCGUUCAACCACACGAAUGAUGACGAAGAAAUGGUGGAGACCAGAAAGUAUUUGCCACUAGUGAAGCCUCACAUCUAUGCUGAGAUCCUGAGGCAACGAGUUCUUUGUGUGUCUCAUCUGGGCGGAUGUGCUGGGAUGGGAACUUUAGAGAUCUCCGCUGUGUUCCUUUUUUUAGGAAAUCGCGGGUACGAAUGCUUGCAAGCGCCGUACUUUGCCGGAGCUCAGCUGGCACACUUUGCGGAGCAGGGCGUGGUCCAGACCAUUUUUGGCCCUCCGGGGCUGCUGCUCUAUGGUGUGAAGUCUGUGGUGAUUCAUUUGAACUUCUCCCAGCAAGCCUUUGACUGGGUAGACUUGGGACGCGUCUUGGACAAGUGGCAAUUGUCCUGGGACGAGUUCGUGGACGCGUGCAUGUUAGCGGGCACUGAGUACUGCCUGACAUAUCCCUACUUGAACCUCAGCACCUUCCAGCCGCAGCAGCAGCAAGCACCUCGCUUCAACUUUGAUGCUGCUGUCUACAUCAUCAAACAAGCUCCAUUGAUCAACUGGAUGCAAACCUUCCCCACGGAUGAGAUGCGGACAGAUCAUGUGGAGGGCUAUUGCAUUUGCAAGGUCUUGGUGCAAAACUCUCCGGUGCUGCAUUUGCAAGACCAUGCCAUCCGCCCGUUGGGUGCCUGCAAACCCGGUGGCACACCGCCGGCUGUGCCUCAGGACUUUUCCUCCAUCAUGGGGCAGAAGCUGCCUCCCAGACUUUACUAUUUGAUGCUUCAUGGCAUCAUCUCACAUAAGUUGCCACAGGCCUUAGCCAAGGGUGAGUGGACGGACAAGUCUCAGCCAUUAGUCGAUACCCACGAGUUUCGGUCCUUACUGGCAGAUCUUCAGGAGUAUCGCCAGGUGGCCUUAGGCUUGGUGGCCCAGCAUUUGCAUCGCAGCUUCCACCAGAAGAAGAUCCUUUGUGCCGCGGCGAGCAAAGCAUUUUGGGAGCCCUCUGCGAUCCGUCAAGCGUUUGGCAGCGACGCCAGCUUACCACCAGAAGCGCGAGUCAUUCAGCCGGCCAUUGUGCAGGGCCUCCGCUGGAGGAUCAGUGGCUCAGCAGUGAAGGCAGAGAUGCAGAGACAAGGCGUGAGCAAGGUGGACUUCAGCUUUUGCUUAAAUUGGCAUUCCCACGAGUUCGAGAGUGAUGGUCCCUUGAUGCAAGGCAUUACCGACCAGGGAGCGCCGAGCUUUGAUGGGGACUUGCUGUCUUUGACGCUUGGAGAUGCCGCAGAAGGCACAUGUGCAGAUUCCGUGGUGUGCGAUCACCAUGCGCACCCCAUCCAACGACUGGUCAAGACCAGCGACGCGAUGUAUUUGAGGAAUGCCUUAGUGCACUUCAUUGUCUUGGAGAAAUUGGACUUGAUCAGCAAUGAGGAGAAGUUGCUUCAUUUCGAGAACACCCCGAGCGUCUUGACCGAGCCUUGCUUAACGGCGCUGGAACUGAUGAAGUUCGGGCAGCUGACGGGAGAUCCUUUCGAGGUCGCAGAAAGCUCGAAACCCUUCCCACAGGAGAUCAAGUAUCCCAGCAGCAGCACACUGGCGGCGAGCGACAGAGAUAAGGUUUGUGGCACGCUCUUGCUGUGUCGCGUGAUGUCACUGGUGCCAAUGCGCCUCAAGAACGUCAUGUGGGACAGCGAUGUGGACUUCGAUUUGGCCGCCUUCCAUGCACUAGUCCGUGCCUUGAAACGGACCCUGCGGCAAUUGGUCGAGGGGGCCCUCGCCCACGUCCUGCUGCCGGACUUGCAAAGAGUGAAGAUUCUGCCGAAGGGCUUCAUGUCCGCCACGCCCUUGAAGGACAGCUAUCCCAACACUCCCGCAGAGUUGCCCACCUUCAUGCUACCCAGGGCGUGCAUGGGUAUUCUGGUGCGAUAUUUCUUGGAGUACCAGGGGACCGCGGAGAGCUUCAAGACGGAUGUGACGAAGCGCUUCCCGUGCUGCGCCCAAGCCAUCGAGGACUUGCAGCUGGCCUUCACGUUUUGGCAAGAUUUGAAGCGUUGCGUGGACACAGUGGCAGAUCCUUUGGGUGCGGAAGACCUCUCCGAGGACAUGCGCAAAGCCAGCGAGAUCCUGCAGAGCCAGCGGCAGAAGUUGGGAAUUUGA
Messenger RNA from Durusdinium trenchii, 2991 nucleotides. The record is from the annotation of a GenBank genome assembly. Lineage: Eukaryota; Dinophyceae; Suessiales; Symbiodiniaceae.